GCUGUCACCUCCUCCUCGCCGGCCUUUAAACGCUCUCUAUGCUGCGGUCGCUUCCACCUCGUAGAUAUAGGCGGAUAUCAUCAAAACCCUAAUUCAACGUGAACUCCGAAACGAUUCAUGCCCAUUCUUCUUUUGAGAGAACAGAGAAGCGAAGAGAGAGAAGAAAAUGUCGACGAGAUCAUCUGACGCCGCCGCAUCCCAAGCUGUCGCCGGUCCGUCCAGUGGCGUUUCGUCGGCCAAUGCGUCGCCGCUUUAUUCCUAACCCCGUGUUGCUGACAGUUCGUUGGUGUUCUCCCUCGCCCGCUGCCGUUGAUGCUUCCGAAGCGGCGAUGUUUUCAACCGGGAAUGAGAAUGAGAGGUCGGAUGGAAGGCUGAUUCUCGAUCUCAUGGACAGCGGCCGGCGUGAACAUGCUCUAGCGGGUCUUGCAGCGAGGCCACAAGAAUCCCAAGACUUGGCCCGACUUGUAUGGUAUUCGUUUGGUACAAGAGCGAUACUUCUGCAGAAUUUUUUGAAGAUGUUUAAUGUGUAACAAGAUGUGAACCUUACAUGUUUCUUCCCUUCAUUUGUGUUGGGAUUGAAGAAGUUAGUAAAGAUGGAAAUGGUUGCAACUUUAUUCCGAAGUGCUUUCAGUGUAUCUAAUAGAGUGUGCAAUGUUCUCGCUAUUCUUCAGUGUGUUGCUUCACACCAAGAGACUCGAAUGUCGUUUGUUUGAGCAUACAUCCACUUCUAUUCGGUUGCGCUUCUCAAUCAAAUUGGGGAAUGGAGGUGUUUUGAGCAAUAAAGGCUUUCUUCAUUGGAAGUGAUUUCUGCCCUUCUACAGGCCCAAACAUAUCUGGAGUCCUACAGCCCAAUACAUAAUUUAACGCUACGCUGACACGAAAUCGGACACGCGUCAGCACUUCAAAUAUGGGUUUGUUUUUUUCACCUCGUGGUCAUAGACAUCGGCAAUUUUCAUCAGAAACCCACACUCGCCCAAGAGCUCCCAACAAAUUCCUGCCGCAACCAAAAACUCAGACCAAGUUCAUCUGAGAGCCGAGAUUAACGAAACCAAAAAUGCCGAGAAGAUCCAAGGCCAGAACCGCCGCAUUCAAAUCUGUCGUCGGCCCGUCCCGCCGCGUUUCGUCGCGCAAUGCCUCGCCGGGUUUUUUCGGCCUACGUGGCGCCGACGGUUCGUUGGGCUCUUCUUCGUCCCCUUCCGUUAACCCUCGUAUUUCCAGCCCUACAAUCGAUGCUUCGCAUUCACGAGGUCCUCCUAGAUCUUUAGUUGCAGCCGAGGACGAAACAACGACUAAUCGACUGAUUAUUGAUCUCGCGGAUAGCAGAUUGCGUGAAAAUGCCCUUGCCCAUCUUGCUAGGAGAGCGCGGGGAUUCCAGGAUUUAGCCAUACGCUUAUGGUUUUCUUUUGGUACAAUUGCCAUACUCUUACAGGAAGUGCUUUCCGUGUAUCCAUUUUUGUCACAACCAUCUCUAACUCCCAUACAAUCUGAUAGGUUGUGCAAUGUUCUGACACUUCUUCAGUGCGUUGCCUCCCAUCAAGAGACAAGAUCUUUGUUCGCUCAAGCCUGCUUGCCAUUCUAUUUGGUUGUGCUUCUCAACCAGAUAGGUGAAUUGAGAUGUUUUGAGCGCAUAAGGAUCCUCACACUGGGAAUAAUAGCUGCUCUUGUACAGGUUCCGGACCCCAGAGUGAUUUCUCUGCUUCUCGAAGCAGAACUAAUACGUCCCUGCCUAUGUGCUAUGCAGAGAGGAAGUGAGUUCUCAAGAACGGUAGCGACAUUAAUUGUGAAAAGACUUUUACUUGAUGAUAAUGGGUUACAACAUGUGUGUCAGAGGCCAGAUUUAUUAUUGUCUGUGUGGCAAGCACUUGGGAGUGUGGUUGCUUCACUUUCUCAGUUGCCUUCAACUCCACUGCUAAGAGAUGUCAUCGCCUGCUACCUAUGCCUCUUUAAAAAUGAAAGAAGUUUAGGACUGAGGCAGUCGCUUCCGAGAAGCCUUAUUGAUGGCACACUUGGCUACUGUUGUAAUGAUGGUCACACAAGAUUAUUGCUUCAACAGUUGUUGGAUCAGACCCGAUUAUCUCCAAUAGCCCAAAAAGAUCCUCACAAAAUUCAGCACGGUAUUUCCACCAUCUCAACGAGCAUUGUUCUUCAGAGGCUAUUGAUAUUGAUUGGUUCAAGGAUUCAGUGCCAGACGUCACUUGGAAUGUCAUUCUCGCAUCAAAAGGGGAUUUCCUUCUAAUUUUCUGAUUUUCAAUUAACUUCAUUCGCCAACUCAAUAAGGCAAGGUGAGGGAAAGAAAGCUGGCGGAGCUCUCCAAGCCCUUGGGGUAGGGGCAGGUUGUACAAAUCUAGUGAGUUGUUGGUGUCACAAAAUUUGGGAUAUAUGCAAAAGCAUGAUACGUCGAAUUGCUACGGGAGGGGAUAGUAUCUACUUUGGAUGUAGUAGACCUUCGGAGCCUUGAGCGAUGUAUGGACAUUUUUUCUAUCGUUUCUCUCUCCUCUUGAAGAAUUUGAAAAACAAGAGAGAAUUUUUUCAUAUUUCUUGAGAGGAGAGAGAAACAAUAGAAAAUUGCAGCAGAAAUCGAUAAGGGCAUCCAAGGCCAAUGCCGCUGCUGCAUCCAAAGUGGUCACUGCCCGUCUCGCAGCAUUUUGCCGAUCGCGGUUUUGCCAGUACUCCAUGGCGCCUGCAGCAGCUCAUUUGACUGUUGCCCUCAUGUAGAAACCACCUCCAGUUGCUGCAUUGUAUCCAUGUUUCUUGUUGAAAUAAUUGUGGAUCUUUAUUUUGGAGAAUCAGGUACUUGAGACAAUAAUAGAUUAUGAAGUUUGAAUAUGUUUAUGAAAGUAUUUUAAUAGCAAUGUCUCGUCGAAUAUGAUUGUUCUUAUUGCUAUUAUAGACUUUUUCAUAAUUUGUUUCCUAACUCUUUGUGUUGCCCUCAGUUU
Messenger RNA from Andrographis paniculata, 2936 nucleotides. RefSeq lists its product as uncharacterized. Bases 1055 to 2236 code for a protein of 393 amino acids. Gene Ontology annotation, cellular component: CCR4-NOT complex; CCR4-NOT core complex; P-body. Gene Ontology annotation, biological process: mRNA catabolic process; negative regulation of translation. Lineage: Eukaryota; Viridiplantae; Streptophyta; Magnoliopsida; Lamiales; Acanthaceae. The transcript is spliced from 18 exons. The record is from RefSeq and is a predicted model, not a curated record.